Messenger RNA from Cydia strobilella, 443 nucleotides. RefSeq lists its product as uncharacterized. The record is from RefSeq and is a predicted model, not a curated record. NCBI's taxonomy places the organism in Eukaryota, Metazoa, Arthropoda, Insecta, Lepidoptera, Tortricidae. The transcript has 2 exons. The coding region runs from base 33 to 443 and encodes 136 amino acids.
UCUCAGAUUAUAGUAGUUUAAAUAUAAUUAAAAUGGAAGAAGUUGAAACGAAGGACGUUUACACGGACACUGUUUUUACAGCUCUCGGCGAUCCUUUGAUCAAAGGGUUGACCGAAGUGGCUAAUGUCAAGCCAAAGGACCCAGUGGCGUUCCUCGCAAGUUUUUUGCACAAUUUUCCGGAGAAUGAGAAACCACGAUUAGGUACGCAGGAAUCCAAUGUGUUAGUGACGCAUGGGCCGCCCGAGGUGGAGAACGAACAACCCCCACCAGAAACGCACGCGGCAUUGUCGCGGAGCGCGACCCGUACGGCAACAAGACCCAGGCCUAUUGACGUUAUCACGGUCGAUCCAAGGACAGAAAGCAGUCCUGAUGCGCCAGAGGCAGCGUUCAGCAGCGCUGAUAGAGUGAGUUUGCUUUCUGUAGUUUGUUAUGUCAGUAGAUAG